AUGAGCUCUGGAAACAGUGCGCCUAGUAACAAUCCGCAGCAGCAUAAAGCACUUGGUGAUGGUGAGGCCAGUAAAGCACAUGGAGAAAAUGGCAAGACAGAUCAACAAGCUAACCCUGUCGGCUAUCCCCCUCUUCCCCCACUUGAGGGCUCAAGCCCCACGCCAGACUCAGAUGGCGACGUACCUAUGGCAGAUACUGGGGUGAAAGCCGCCAACGAAGGUUCGGGUGGAGGGGCAAAACCGGGGGGGAAAUCCUCUAACAAAAAGACCGGGAGAAAAUAUACCAAAGAACAACGAGAGGAGGUAAACCGUGUCUUGAACUGUAAGGACACAGAUCUUUAUCAGCUGCUAGACCUGCCUCCACAUACGGUUGACUUCAAUAUCCGGAAGAACUACCUCAAAAUCUCAACGUUGAUUCACCCCGAUAAAAAUGCUGACAAAGAGACCACCACGGCAUUUCAGAGGGUGAACGCAGCCUACGAAGUCCUAAGCAAUCCACAGAAGAAAAGGGAGUAUGACGCCAAACUACGAACUAACCAGGCUGAUGAAGCCAACAAUAACCAGGACGGAACAUUCGGUGAAGAAUUUGGGCCUAACGCUUGGGGCGAUGAUUCGGACUCUGAUGAUUCCUCUGAUGAUUCCUCUGACGAGGACAAUGUCGAUAACGGUGAGCAGGUUCCGGAUGAGUUUAGACUGAGGAUUUAUGAGCAAGCCACGCCCCACGUGAACAAGCUAUUGGCGAAAUAUAAGGAUUCGUCCAGCCAGGACGAAAUUGAGCUACUCAACCAAAAGAUCAGAGGAAAGAAUGAAGGAGACCGUCUGCCCAAUAAAGAGAGCUUCCUGAUCCGAACCGAGGUCUUGCGCGCCAUUGGAUUGGAGAUGUCGCACGUGAAGUCCCGCCUGAAGAAGAACCCCAAAGAUGAGGAUGCAUUCAACCAGCUGGUCUCACUUGAUAAGCAGUUGAAGAAACUCUGUAGAAACAACCAUUACCCAGAAAGUUGGAGACUCAAUAUUCCCGAUGAUUGGCGCCAGAGGGUCGAGGAGUACGAAGCUGCUGAAGGAGGAGGAAAAGGAAAGGGCAAAGAUGGCAACAGUGGGCCAUCGGGGGCACGGUCAGAGAAGGCAAGCGGCACCAAAUCAGGAUCCUCUAACGAAACUCCACAGCAUACUGGCUCUGCAAGGGCACGGUCAGAGAAGACAAGCCGGACCAAAUCAGGAUCCUCAAACGAACCUUCACAGUCCACAAACCCGGGUGUAGAAGAGGUUCCCUCUGGAGAGUCCAACACAAUGGCCAAAAAACCGUAUUGGGAACCUGGCUUGACGAAGGACGGUGAGAAAAUCUUGGGCUACCGACCCUUCUGUCGAAGAGAUCGGAGGACAGGUGUCGAAAUUAUGUUCGGCGUUCAAUUUGUGGUCGAACAGCGAGGAUCGGACAACCCCGUCAUCCUACUUUCGGGAACGGAAGUCGGUCACCGUGCAACAAAUGCUUAUUUUGACUUGCCUGCGUCAGAGCGAAAAGACAUUCGAUAUUCUGAUCGAAAAUAUUCCUACGAGGACGUGGCAAACUUCGAAGAGCUCCUCGGGUUUGCGACGAAAAAGAUGGAAUGUAUGACACUCUCCGAGCCGGCCACUGGUUACGGCUUAGUUAAAUUCAAGAACGGUGAGACUGACAUCCUAAGUCGAACGGCCUUGAGGAAGAUGCUUGGUAAGAAGGAUGCGGAUGAUGAAAUCAAAGUGUUCGCCCCGUCAUCGCACCUCAUUGAGCCGCCUCCGGUCAAGGGCCAGCUAACGUCAGGCUCAGAUGGGCCAGGGAAGACGGAGCUGCGUGCUCGGCUCAGGGGCAAGGUAACGUCAGGCUCAGAUGGGCUAGGGAAGACGGAGCGGCGUGCUCGGCUCAGGGGCAAGGUAAUGCCAGGCUCAGAUGGGCCAGGGGAGAUGGAUUUGCGUGCUUUCGAAACCGAUGACCCGGAAGAGUUGUUCAUUCCAGAACAGAAACCCAGGAAACGGAAAGGCUCAAAGGCCGCGAAAGGCCUACUAGAGUCCACCCCUCCAGAGAACUCCGAUCUGAUGGCUGCGAUCAUGGCUCAACUUGCGCGGUUGGAACAGAAAGUGUUGCAACUCUCCGACUGA
This is a messenger RNA of Exophiala spinifera, 2130 nucleotides long. RefSeq lists its product as uncharacterized. Bases 1 to 2130 code for a protein of 709 amino acids. NCBI's taxonomy places the organism in Eukaryota, Fungi, Ascomycota, Eurotiomycetes, Chaetothyriales, Herpotrichiellaceae. Gene Ontology annotation, biological process: cellular response to misfolded protein. The transcript has 2 exons. The record is from RefSeq and is a predicted model, not a curated record. Gene Ontology annotation, molecular function: Hsp70 protein binding. Gene Ontology annotation, cellular component: endoplasmic reticulum membrane.